This is a messenger RNA of Brienomyrus brachyistius, 6268 nucleotides long. Its product is annotated as potassium voltage-gated channel subfamily H member 2-like. Lineage: Eukaryota; Metazoa; Chordata; Actinopteri; Osteoglossiformes; Mormyridae. The record is from RefSeq and is a predicted model, not a curated record. Gene Ontology annotation, cellular component: membrane. Gene Ontology annotation, biological process: regulation of heart rate by cardiac conduction; potassium ion transmembrane transport; membrane repolarization during action potential. Gene Ontology annotation, molecular function: inward rectifier potassium channel activity.
CGAGCGCGUUACAUCGGGAGCGCUGCCGCCGAGUACAAAAGCUGAUGGAGGCAGACGACGGGACAAAGAGGAAGGAAACGCCAUAAUGAUAAAUCCAUUAUAUCUCAGCAUGCCCCAAAUUUCUCCAUGCACGAUGUAACCAUAUUGUCGCUGUAGUAAAUUGAAGGAAGGGGCUCCCGACUGUAUUUACUUUCACGUUGUGACGUCUUGAUAAUAAAACUAACGCAGCGCUUGAUGCUGGAUACUGGAAACUAUUUUGAUCAACACUGUCGUUACAGAAGCCACGGCACCUCAGGCUGGCCUGUCUGCUUGUGCGAUCGGAAGUUUCUUUGGUCGGGAAUUAUAAUCGGUUUGAGGAAGGCGCGGUGGCCCACUGGGUGACAUCGGUGGUAACGGACAGCUUGGCCUCGACUCCUCAGUCCCGGUGCCUCCGGUCAGGAUGCCGGUCCGACGUGGACACGUGGCUCCGCAGAACACUUUCCUGGACACAAUCAUCCGAAAAUUCGAGGGCCAGAAUCGCAAGUUCAUCAUCGCCAAUGCCCGUGUGGAGAACUGCGCCAUCAUCUUCUGCAACGACGGCUUCUGCGUGAUGUGCGGCUACACGCGUGCCGAGGUCAUGCAGAAACCUUGCACCUGCAACUUCUUGUAUGGACCACACACCAAGAAGCUCGCCGCAGUCCAGAUGGCCCAGGCGCUGCUGGGUUCGGUGGAGCGGAAGGUGGAGAUCGCCCUCUACAGGAAAGAUGGCGUGUGCUUCCCAUGCCUGGUGGAUGUGGUCCCGGUGAAGAAUGAGGACGGUACGGUUAUCAUGUUCAUCCUGAACUUCGAGGUAGCCUCUGAGGGGAAGUGCCUGAACUCACCUGGGCGAUUACUGAACCACAAGCUGCCCAUCCCUUGGUUCUCAUCAGUUCGCCGGCGGCGAUUCAGGCUGCAUCUGCCCCUACUCCACUCCCAAAGCUCCAGCAAGCAGUCUCUGCAGAAGGACCCGGAAGCGGGGCGCAGUCGCGACGUCUCCUCCCAGCUGGUACACGAGUCUCUGGCUCUGGGGGAGCUCCUGUCCUUACCAGAGACCAGUUGUCAAGGGGGCCAGCCCCCCCCAACCCCACCCUCGGACAGACGCGACCUGCUGGACAGCGAGUCGCCCCUGCCCCCGUCCCUGCCCCCGCCCGCCACUGCGUCUCUCCGCCCGCCCCGCUCCUCCAGCCGCUUGCAGUGUCGCCACGUCGACGCGUCCCUGUCCAGCUGCAGCCUGGCGCGCUCGCGGGACAGUCUGUACAGCCUGCGCCGGGCUUCCUCUGUGGACGACAUCGAGAGCAUGCGUGCCGACUGGGACCGCAAGCUGCGCAGCCGGACUGGGAGUACAGGUGUGAUAAACCACAAGACCAACCUGCUGAACUCUACCUCCGACUCAGACCUCACUCGGUGCCGGGCCAUCAGCAGUAUCCCGCAGAUCACCCUGAACUUUGUGGAUUUGAUGCCGGACCCCUUUGUCACCCUGCCGGCCGGAGACAAGGACAUCAUUGCCCCCUGCAAGCUGAUUGAUCGCACGCAUAACGUCACGGAGAAGGUCACCCAGGUGCUGUCUCUAGGCGCCGAUGUCCUUCCAGAGUAUAAGCUCCAAGCUCCUCGCAUCCAUAAAUGGACCAUCUUGCACUACAGUCCUUUCAAGGCCGUGUGGGACUGGGUCAUCCUGCUGCUGGUCAUUUAUACAGCGAUCUUCACACCCUACUCUGCUGCAUUCCUCCUCAAUGACCAAGAGGAGGCUGCUCUGCCGAACUGUGUCUACUCCUGCAGCACACUCAGUGUGGUGGACCUCAUCGUGGACAUAAUGUUCAUCAUCGACAUCGUCAUCAACUUCCGCACCACCUACGUCAAUAGCAACGACGAGGUGGUGAGCCAGCCGGGCCGCAUCGCGGUGCACUACUUCAAGGGCUGGUUCCUCAUCGACAUGGUGGCCGCCAUCCCCUUUGACCUGCUCAUCUACCGGUCCGGAGAGGAGACGACCACUCUGAUUGGCCUGCUGAAGACGGCCCGGCUCCUACGAUUGGUGCGCGUGGCACGGAAGCUGGACCGCUACUCGGAGUACGGUGCCGCUGUCCUCUUCCUGCUCAUGUGCACGUUUGCGCUCAUCGCUCACUGGCUGGCCUGCAUCUGGUACGCCAUCGGUAACGUGGAGCGCAAUGGCUCCACGCGGAUCGGCUGGCUGGACUCGCUGGGCGAGCAGCUCGGCAAGCCGUACAACAACACAGUGAGAGACUCGGGGCCCUCGAUCAAGGACAAGUACGUGACGGCGCUCUACUUCACCUUCAGCAGCCUGACCAGCGUAGGCUUCGGCAACGUGUCGCCGAACACCAACUCGGAGAAGAUCUUCUCCAUCUGCGUCAUGCUCAUUGGCUCCCUGAUGUACGCCAGCAUCUUCGGCAACGUGUCGGCCAUCAUCCAGCGGCUGUACUCGGGCACGGCGCGCUACCACACGCAGAUGCUGCGGGUUCGGGAGUUCAUCCGCUUCCACCAGAUCCCCAACCCCCUUCGCCAGCGCCUGGAGGAGUACUUCCAGCACGCCUGGUCCUACACCAACGGGAUCGACAUGAACGCGGUGCUGAAGGGCUUCCCCGAGUGCCUGCAGGCUGACAUCUGCCUGCACCUAAACCGCACACUGCUGCAGAACUGCAAGGCCUUCAGGGGCUCUACUAAAGGCUGCCUACGUGCCCUGGCCGUGAAGUUCAAGACCACGCACGCUCCGCCCGGCGACACCCUGGUGCACGCCGGCGAUGUCAUCACUGCCCUGUACUUCAUCUCCCGCGGCUCCAUCGAGAUCCUGCGUGAGGAUGUAGUGGUGGCCAUCCUGGGGAAGAACGAUAUAUUUGGUGAGCCCAUUAAUCUGUACGCACGCCCAGGGAAGUCCAACGCAGACGUGAGAGCGCUAACCUACUGUGACCUGCACAAGAUCCACCGAGAGGAUGUUCUGGAGGUCCUGGACAUGUACCCUGAAUUCUCUGACCACUUCUGGAGCAACCUGGAGAUCACAUUCAACCUACGCGACACAAAUAUGAUUCCUGGAUCCACUAGCAGUGACGACUCGGAUGGAGGCAGCUUUAACCGCCAACGCCGCCGCAAGCUGUCGUUCCGCCGCAGGACUGACCGAGAUGCUGCGGAAACAGGGAGGGACAAGCCAUCGCAGCAGCUCGUCCGCCAGGCUAGGCGGCGCCCAACCAGCAGUCGGCUGGAGGGCCACAGCAUGGAGUGGAAGGGGCCCCCGAAUUUGGUCUCCUCCCCCUCUCACUCCAGUGGAGAUGAGGGGGACGACUCUAUCAUCUCUGUCCCCACUGCUCCCCUGCCCUUGUUGGAGCUCCCGCAGGGUCAGUCCAUGCACCCUACCCUCAACGAUACCCUGGAGGGGGAUGGGGAUCCCCGCGGUGGCAACAGCUGUAACGCACUCUCAGGUGCUCUCUCUGGAGUCACCAGCAUCUUCAGCUUCUGGGGCGAAAGCCGUACGCGGCAAUAUCAGGAGCUCCCCCACCGCAGCGCGGCCCCCCCCGCCUUCGCUAACAUCCCGAUGCGCAGCAUCAGUCGGCAGCAACGCAGCGAGCUGGAGAACCGGCUGGACCUGCUUCAGCAACAGCUCCACAGGUUGGAGACACGGAUGUCGGUUGACAUUGGCACCAUCAUGCAGCUGCUGCAGAAGCAGAUGGUCUUGGUGCCCCCAGCCUACAGCACAGUAUCCUCACCCCCCCAGUCUUCUCCUUGCCCCAGGCCUGGGGAGAGGCUCAUGCAGCCUGUUUCUCCGUUGGAGCCUGAUACCUUGACUUCACUUCCACUGAUCUUGGAUCCCCAGUCGUUUGACAUCACACCCGAGACUCAGGAGUCUUUCACAGAUUCCCCAGGAGUCAGCCCCGUAUGGUACCUGCCCACCCCCGCAGAUCCCCCGGGGAUUGGGAUGACGGUGGUGUCCAUGGACCACGAGUACCAACGUAGGCUAUCGCUGCCCGAGCAACCUGCAGCCCUGGACUCACGGACUCCGCAGAGACAUGGCUCAGACCCAGGGAGCUAAGGGUGCGAUGCCUGACCUACCCCCUAGGAAAGGCCAUUGGGGAACGUGGGGAGGAACACACUCUUACCUGCUGGGAUGUGCUUCGCACUGCUGAGAGGAGACGUGCCUCUCGUGACUGACACGCUGGGGCUUCCCUCGUACCAGCUUCAGUUACCAUGCAAAGAAGCAGCACCAGAUUGCAAGCGUUAAGCUUGCAACAUAUUUAGAUGAUUCUGAAUACUGGUCAGUCCUUUCACUGGUGCCGUCCUUAACCAGUGAGGUGGCCUACAGUAUAGAAUUUCCCUUUACUGCUGUGUUCAGCGUUGGAGUACGUAAAAGAAAUAUAUAUAAUAGUAGCCAUUACGUCUUGCACUGAAAAUUUCUAACACUAUAUCUUUGUGUCCAUGGCGCUUCCGAACCCUGUGUUGGGUGUUAGCUGGCCUAACACUGGGUGGCGUUGAGUCGGCCUGCGAGGCCGCUUGCUAUGGCCUAUGCGCAAUGUAAUGUGUGCAGUAAGGGGUGGUCAGGCUCUGUCUUGAUCCGAUCCCCAUUCAUAGCAUGCUUCUUCUCUGCCCGAUGGACAGAAGGCAUGAAUCCUAGUGAACAUAUCAAGUUCCUUGUGUAAAUCUUGUGUAAAACCUUAGAGACCUGAUUCUUCCUGCACUAUGCUGAACCAGAGAACAAUAGCAAGGUGUUUUCACAUGUUGGUCAGUCCAAAAGGAUUGGCUUGUUUGGCCUAUAUCUCUGGGUUAUAGAGGCCCUAUUAUGUUUUUCUCUUUCAUUUAGUGUGUUAUGUAGUUUUAUGUGCAUGUAAACAGCCUGCAAAGUCUUAAGGCCCAAAGGACAUGCCAAAGGGAGUAACUCUCACUACAAAAUCCACUUCUGUCUAAUCUGCCUGAAACACCGUAUUGGAAUUAAAGCCCUUUACUUCCGUAACAUGGCGAGGUCACCUCAUAACGCAAUCCUUAUUGGCCACCUACCUGCAAGGUCCUGUUUGCAGACUGCAAGAUGGGCGGAACGUGUGGGCCAAGCUGACCAAUCAGCCCAUUGGGCUCCUUGGGCAUGGGGCUUAAAGACACAGUUACAGAGAGAGUGAAUAGAGGUGUACAGUAUGAGAAAAAUAAUGUGUUUUUGGAACAACGGAGCAUGUAAAUCUAUUCUAGGAGACUCUGAAAUAAUAUUAUGAAUAUGAGCAUAAUAGGAGCCUUUAAGUAUGUCAUUCGUUGCUCAUGCAGUCAAAGCAAAGAAUAAUCUUCUUUCAGCAGACACAGCCCUGGACAGCAGCGUCUGGCUGCCCUGUUCUGGGGAGCAGUGUAUGUACUAAUAUGUGUAGUCAUGUAAACAUAGUGGCCUAGUCAGUGUGAACCCACAGUGAGAGUCUGCUGGUGCCACAAAAUCUUUAAAAAACCUUUAAGGGCACAAAUAAUGUAGGUAGUCCUUAAGCUACAUGUAUCUCUGGUUCUGCUUCAUCAGCAAAAACCGAAAGCCUGAACACUGUCAUGAAGAAACACCGUCCUCAAGCUUCUGGCCGGUUCUUGUGGCUUUUGCUUUUUGCUUUGGCCUUUCGAGGAAACGUAUAGCCACUGACUUCUUAUCGACUGGUCAAAAAGACACACAGCAGGAAAAGUUAGAGCAACCAUCUGGUAAUGACUUUCAUGCAGACGAGUUAGUACCUAAAAUAUUAUCAUCGACGGGUAGGUAGAUUGAGUUACUGUAAGUGUUUAUUGGCAUUUAUUAGAUUGUUUUUUUUUAUGGCUUUAUUUCAACAAAUCAUGGAAAUGUGGCAGAUAUUCUGGAAAUGAAAAAAAAGUCAAGAAUGGGAGAAAAGAAAGUAGCAGACCUGAAAUACGAGCUGCCAAUGUCACAAUUUAUCUCAUUCCCUUUCUGCUAAAGAGAAGCUUGCUUGAAGGAAAACACAGGUAGGUGGCAAAUAAACUCAGGAUUAGUCAAUAUAAAAUAUUUGUCACUAUUAUGAAAAAAAAUGUGGUUAAUACAAAAACCUUACUACAACUAUUAUUAUUAUUUUAAGAUUUACUCAUUAAUUUGCAAUCUGUGUUUGAACUAUUGCUGAAAAAAAUGGAUUCAAGUGGUAUUUUGUGUCCACCUGCAAUAUUUUCUGAAGUAUAUUCUUCCACAUAAUUCAAUCCCUAUGAACUACAAAAAAAAGAUUAAUUAAAAAAGAACUUCAUGAUAUAGGAUAGUGACGGCUAGUGAUGGCCAAAUAAAGCUUGGAGCAUA